This is a messenger RNA of Caenorhabditis sp. 36 PRJEB53466, 1303 nucleotides long. The record is from the annotation of a GenBank genome assembly. Lineage: Eukaryota; Metazoa; Nematoda; Chromadorea; Rhabditida; Rhabditidae.
AUGAUCAAGACUACCACUACCACUGCCACGACGACAGAAGACUCUCAGUAUUCCGACUAUGAGUACGAGUACGAGGAGGACAUUUACAAGAAAGUGUACAAUAUUUCCACAGCGCUCAAUCUCUACCUGGAAAUCUUUACCGUGUUGGUGAACGUGUUCCAUUUCAUAGUCUUAACACGGAAGGAUCUUCGCUCCAUUGCGAUUUACAUUAUAAUGAUCGGAAUUUGCGUUUGUGACGUCAUCAACUUUCUAUUCGAUUUCUAUAACGCCGCCGUCGAGAUCAUGUGGCUGCCCAACUUUUUUCCCAAUUCCAUGGAGAUGUGUCUGAGAAUGGACUACGGGAGGUGAAUCCGUACACUCAGGCAAUCUACACGCUCGGCGACAUCACCAAAAGAGUCUCCGUUUGGCUCGCCAUUCUGAUGGCUCUCAUUCGCACGCUAUCCGUUCUUUUUCCCAUGAACAACUGGAUCUCGCGGGUCACAAAGCCAAAGUCGGCGAUUCUGACGGUCCUGGGCGUUGUGCUCUUCUGGUUCGUCUACUCCACGUGGCAUUUUACCACGUUUAGAGUCUUCUGGCUCCCGGACAAUUUGAGUCAGUUGUGAGUACUUUUCUGUAGAGGGAUGAGCUGAAAUCAUAGGUUUUCAGUUGUCAGAACCGUCCCAAAAACGAAACCGAACCUCGGUACGUUCUCGCUGCUCCCGCCGAUUUGGCCAAUCUUCUCAGUGAUCUGGGAUUCAUGGAGGGCGUCAUAAAAGUGUUGCCUGCCACUUUGUACCCGAUUCUCACAAUUUUUCUGUUGAUCGAGUUGCGGACAAUCAAGAAAAGAAGGCAGAAUAUCAAGAAGGGCGAGAGUGACAAAUCGGACAACACGACCAAAUUGAUACUCUUCAUGACCGUCACUUUCAUGCUAUCCGAGGGCCUCGCCGGUGCUCAAGACUUUUUAAUGUACAAUUUCGAGAGAAUUUCCGCGUGGAAUGAGGAUCUUUCGUGAGUUUUUUCAGUUUAAAUAAAUUUUCGACAACUAAACUCGAUUCAGCUACGCUCUAAUGACCGCCCAAUAUCCGAUCACCAAUCUGAGGAGCAUCAACGCGGCCUCGCACGCAUUCGUCUGUUUCCUCAUGUCUUCACAAUAUCGGGACACCGUCAAAGGGAUGUUCUGCGAGAGUGUUUGCUGUAAAGUGAAGAGAAAAGUGAGGGAUACUGUAGUGUCUGUGUGGCAUUUCAAAACAAUGAUUUACAGGUUCUCAAAGUGGAAGAAACACGCUCAACUAGUAUGAAUAGUAAGACAAAAUCGUCGUUUUGA